GGUGUUGGGGUGUGCGGAGGCGGGGAGCGGCGGCGCCGGUCCCGGUGGCUGAGUCGGGAAGGGGGCCGGUCGGCGGCCGUGGGUACCCGGCAUGGGGCUGCUGACCGAGCUGGCCCGCGGGCUGGUGCGGGGCGCCGACCGCAUGUCCCCGUUCACCAGCAAGCGCGGCCCCCGGAGCUACAACAAGGGCCGAGGGGCCAGGAGGCCGGGCGUGCUCACCUCGAACAAGAAGUUCAUCCUCAUCAAGGAGAUGGUGCCGCAGUUCGUCGUCCCCGACCUGGAAGGCUUCAAGCUCAAGCCGUAUGUCUCCUACCGCGCCCCGGAGGGCUCCGAGCCGCCUAUGACAGCCGAGCAGCUCUUCACUGAGGUGGUGGCUCCCCACAUCAAGAAGGAUGUGAAGGAAGGCACUUUUGACCCCAACAACCUGGAGAAGUACGGCUUCGAGCCAACGCAGGAGGGCAAGCUCUUCCAGCUCUUCCCCAAGAACUACGUGCGGUAGGCAGCGAGCGGCAGGGCUCCCGGCGCCGUGGAGAGCAUCACCACCGUGAGACAUGACCUGCGCCGGCAAACAUGGGACAGUUGCUGUCACUGGCUAUUAAAAGCAAAUCCUUCCA
Molecule: messenger RNA, 614 nt
Organism: Tyto alba (common barn owl)
Lineage: Eukaryota; Metazoa; Chordata; Aves; Strigiformes; Tytonidae
Gene: MRPL41
Product: mitochondrial ribosomal protein L41
Exons: 1
Coding region: 92-499 (135 amino acids)
Biological process (GO): translation
Cellular component (GO): mitochondrial large ribosomal subunit
Molecular function (GO): structural constituent of ribosome
Source: RefSeq, a predicted model, not a curated record